This is a messenger RNA of Pneumocystis jirovecii RU7, 435 nucleotides long. RefSeq lists its product as uncharacterized. The transcript has 5 exons. Bases 1 to 435 code for a protein of 144 amino acids. NCBI's taxonomy places the organism in Eukaryota, Fungi, Ascomycota, Pneumocystomycetes, Pneumocystales, Pneumocystaceae. The record is from RefSeq and is a predicted model, not a curated record.
AUGUCAUAUUCUACAAUUAAUCGUCGGUAUUUACAGAUUUUUGAAGGAUUAAUAAUUGAAAUGCGAUUACUUUUAAAUUUUUCAGAUAUUUCACAUUUUGAUGAUAUUCUUUAUCAAAAAAUUAUGGAUGCUAUUAAGCCUCUGAUUAUACUUAAAUUACAAAAAGAACAAAUACAGAAAUCGAAAAAAAAGAAAACAAAAGAUCUAAUUGAAAGAGAUGAAUUCAGUAUUAAUUUGUCCUUUGUUUCUACCAGAAACUAUUAUUUUUUACUAAAAAGGAUUAAUAAAUUUAUAUUUCCUUUAGAAGGAAAAGAUGAAUCUAUUUUUAAAAAUUUUACAGAAGAUCAAGUUAUUAUAGAGUCGGAUAUAGAUAAUUCCCAAUCAUUUACUAAACCUGCACUUUUAACCACUUAUAAAAAUACUUAUUUUAAUUAA